UGUGCAGACAAAUUCAAGAAGAGGGAGUACCUAGCUCCAGACAUGGCCUCCAUCUUGAAGGCCACUUCUACUGCAAAUGCGAGGCCUCUGAAGCCUGGGUUCAGUGGAGCAAAGGAAGUUCGAGGCAGGGUUGAGCGCCUGUCGAAGGACUGCACUACCAGGGCCUUGGAGGAGGCAUCUACUCAGAGGCCAGAGAAGCCUAAGGAGCCUCGGGGUAAGGAGAAAGUCUCUGAAGAGACUAAGAAGAGGAAGCUGGUGCACAUCUCCAGCUCAGCUGGCAAGUUUGGGACUUCAGUGUCCCAUAGGGCAGAACAAACUGGAGAGCCGAAACUUCUUGCUGCAACCUCUAAGGCCAUCAAGAUGGAGAUGGUAAGAGAGGUGGAGGCCGAAGAGGCAGCAAGGCGAGCUGCAGAAGCCGUCGAAGAGAAGGCGGCGAAGGAGAAGCCGGUUCGGGAGAAGGGGAAGUCUCCAAACUUCCUAGCUGGGAGGGAGGAUGAGCUGGCCCCCGCCUUGGUGGAGGCUCUCCUUGAGGAAAUUAGAAGUGUCACCGAGAGCUUUUACAAGUUCUGGACGGAGAGGUGGCAGCUUCAUGCCUCGUCUUGUGAUGCCACCGACCUCACAAGGGCACCGGUGAGCCAAAGCGCCCGGACCUUCGGCCUCGCGCUCAAAUGCAGGGAGGCAUUAAGUGAAUUCCAGACAAAGACUCACGCCUCGGAGGGGAAGGCUGCCUCCCUUGCAGACGAGGUCAAAGCUGCUAAGGCCGAGGCUGAAGAAGCCAAAGCACAGAGGGUUGAAGAAGCGGCGAAGCUCGAGUCUGCUUUGGUCCAAAUUGAGGCCCUAAAGAGGGAAGUAUACGAGUCACAGUGCGAGGUGGCCUCCUUGACAAAGAAGGUGGAGGUCUCCAAUGAGCACCAAAAGGUGACUGCUGAGGCUCUUGAGCAGGCGAAUCUCUCCUUGGCCGGUGCUCGAGAUGCCUAUCAGUUUCUCGAAGGCCAGGCGAAGUGGUAUAUGAACGACGCCUCGGUUGCCAGAGAAGAGGCCCGAACUGCCGCGGAAGAGGCGGUGAAGGCAUACAUCGCCAAUUUCCACACUACAGAGGAGUAUAAAAGCUUCAGCGCGUACUGGAGGAACUUCGCCUAUGCCGAAGUGCUGGAGAGGGCAGAGGAGCUUUAUCCCAACUUGGACCUUGCACAACUUAGGUCCGAAUUUGUGGAUGAGGUUCCUCAGACCCCAGCUGAGGAGGUGCAAGGUGACGAGGCAGCUGAUGCUGAAGCCCCAAGUGCUGAGGCAGAGGAGGCAACUACUGAUGCCCAAGUUGCUAAACCCCCAAGUGCUGAGGCGCGUCCUCCAUCUCGCCAGGCUUAGAUUAGGUUUUCCUUUUCAGUACUUUGUGUAAUGGCCAGAGGCCCUCCUUUGUAAUCCCUUUUGAAUAUUAAUAUAAUGUUUUUCUUCAUUCAUUGUUGUUCUUUACCCAAGUUUUUGUGCCUUGUUAAACAAGCGAACUAGAAGUUGAUUAGAGCACGAACUAAAUAACUUUAACUUGGUACCCUGACAUUAAUCAGUCAACUGUUGGAGCCUCGGACUUAAGCAAAUGAACAUAACUUAAGGAGAUGAACUCUUGG
Messenger RNA from Olea europaea var. sylvestris, 1622 nucleotides. RefSeq names its product axoneme-associated protein mst101(2)-like. The transcript is spliced from 2 exons. The record is from RefSeq and is a predicted model, not a curated record. Bases 43 to 1365 code for a protein of 440 amino acids. Lineage: Eukaryota; Viridiplantae; Streptophyta; Magnoliopsida; Lamiales; Oleaceae.